UUGACACUACAUAGGCUGAAUUUACUGUGAAACACUUCGUUUGCAAGUUCAAGUGGGCGUGAGCUUGUCGCAUUGAGCAUAGCGUACUGAAAAUGCACUGUUUCUUACCGUUUCUCGCUGUCGCCGCACUAUCGCUUUGUGUCCGUAGCGUGCUCGGUGCCGACUGCGAUCAAAUGCGGAUCCGCUGCGAUCCACUCUUUCCCGACGAUCGGGAAGACCUCCCAUGGCCGAUGAGCGAGGCGGAUAUCCAUGCCACACAACAGGCGGAGCAAGAACAUUGCCGGGCCGCCAAUGAGUCCGUUGUGUGUUUGAAAGACUUUGAAGACCACUGCGAAAACACUAAAGCGAUGGAGAUCUAUCGCGAGGAAGGCUACUUUUUUAAAGCGCAGAUGUGGAGUGCAGAUGCCAUGAGCUGUCAACUGUCCAUCAAUCCCAUCCGCUACCAGAACGCCAUCGCCUACUGCGACUCUAAACGGAACAACUUCUUCAACGAUCUUUUGGUCGUCCGCAGCGCCUAUGCGCGCAGCUCACCGGACCGUGCCGCCGCUAAACGCAACGUCUGCGAAAGCCUGCAACUGACCGCUACCAAACUGGACGGAACCGCCAAGGAGGAGUUGACAACAAAGUGCGGAAAAGAAGCUGUAAAUGUCAUUAAAGACGCGGCGGUUAAACUGCACGCGGCUUUCUGCCCCGCUUGACAGUAAUUCAGCUGCCUAUAAGCGAUCGAUAUUCGGAAAUUCUUUGUAGUGCCCUUCGACAAGGCCGGAAUCAGAUCCAAAAUGCAAGAUAAAAUCUGGUGUUUUAUCGACUUUUCCAAAUAAAAAUUGGUAGCUGCAAUCUUUCAAAAAAUUCUUUCCGGUUUGUGCCAACAGUUAUUAGAAAGGUCAUAAAUAUUUCUUUCAUCCAGGUCUGGUGAUUCGGACUGUGCGUGUUUCUUACUGUGGAUACAUACGAAUGAUACGAUGUGGUAUUUAAUACCACACAUUUAUUACAUAUACUGAUAUACACAGUUACUGCAUACAGUAUAUGCAGCUAUGACUGUAGGUCCUAUAA
Messenger RNA from Paramacrobiotus metropolitanus, 1053 nucleotides. RefSeq lists its product as uncharacterized. Lineage: Eukaryota; Metazoa; Tardigrada; Eutardigrada; Parachela; Macrobiotidae. The coding region runs from base 93 to 698 and encodes 201 amino acids. The transcript has 3 exons. The record is from RefSeq and is a predicted model, not a curated record.